AUGGCCCAAGCAGGGGCACCUGUCCGCUUCCACCCCGAGGAGGGCUGCACUGCCUCUCCCCCGUCCUUUGCCCACAGGGUGAACCGGAGGCCCUGGCUGGCUGGGGGAAGCCCCGAGGCUGGGCGGUGCAGCCCCCCACUCUGCCUCAGCCCCAACCUCAACGCCGGCCGCCUGCACCUGCUGCGCAAGGGCCUGGCGCCCGAUGUCCGCCGCUGCCCGCUCGGCCUCUACAACAGCACUGGCUCCUUGGCCCGCAGGCCGGCUGAGGCAGCGCCCUUCGGCAGCGGGAGCUGCCCGGGCACGGGGCGACUGACUGCCCCCUGCACCCCACGGUGGGGCCGGCCCAGCCCGGCUGCCGCCUCUCUGGGCAGCCGCAGUCCGCCAGCCCCAGAGGGACACAGCUCUGUGGUCACCUUCCGCUUCAUUGAGAAGGCCAGUGUGCGGACACUGGGCUGCCCGACAACGCCCCAUCUCCGCUGGGAGAAUGGCCCCUACAGCCUCAGCCGCAGUCUGGAGCUCGGUGGGGACGUGGGAUCCUUCCAGCCCCAGCCCCUGCCUCAGGAGCGGCUCCUGCAGACGCUGAAGCUGGAGGCCUCCGCAUCUGACCCGCUUCUGGCCGGGGCCAGGACUGCAGGGGGGACACGUCCCUGUGGGAAGGAGUUCUGUGCCCUUGACACCAGCUGCCUCUGCCGAUCCCUAACCAAUGGGCUGCCAGAGGAGUUCCCCACCUUCGCCAGGAGUCCCCUGAAGCCAGAGCCCCGACAUCAGGGCAGCGCCGGGCUGUAUCCCCGGCAGAGCUCUGCCCAUGCCCAGCGCAUCGCCAAGGCCAAGUGGGAAUUCUUCUACGGCUCCUCAGAUACCCCAAAGACAGGCUCCUCUGCCCCCGACUCUGCUCUCCUGGCUGAACUCCCCCAGAAGUCUGUCUCCCCACUGCCAGCCGAGCCACCGGGGCUGGUACCUGAGCACAGCCUGAGCCAUGUGGAGGUGGAGAUAGAAGUGUCUCCUUUGAGCAGCCAGAAGCCUGGCUCCUGUGAAACUGGGAUUAUAAGGAGGACAGUGAAGUACUCUGAAACAGACCUGGACACUGUGCCACUGAGGUGCUAUCGUGAAACCAACAUCGAUGAUAUCCUGGCCGAGAAGGAGGAGGUGGAUUCAGCAAUUGAGAGCCAGAAGGACAGUGAGAGCAACCCAAGUUUUGUGGGUACACCAGGCAGGAGGAACAGCACACCAGAGGAGCCACCUGCUCCAGGUACCGGCUGCUCCAAGGAUGGGCUGCAAGACAGGGGUGUGGACGAGGACGAUGAGGUCUUUGAGGCGAUGAGGAAGGAAAACAGGGAAAGGAUCAUGGACCGAGACACACAGGGUAUGCUCAAGUCUCCGGUGCCCUUCCUUCUAGGGCACAGCCUCUCCAAGGAUGGCAUGGACUCUUUCAGCAAGCAUUUUGAGACCAUCAUGGAGUCCCAUCGAGCCAAAGGCACAUCUUACACCAGCCUGGACUCCAUUGACAUACUUUCUUCCCCAGCCCGUACCCAUGGGACCUUUUUCACUUUUGACAUCCCAACCCUCACCCCAGAUAUACAGGGAAAAAUCCGAGACAGCGCCAAGGUGAUCGAGGAGAGCUUUGCCCCUCUGGCUCACUUAGAGCCAGACUCUGGGACCAGUUCAGCCACAGAUGCCCCCUGGACAGAGAGGGAGGAGGAACAGGGGAGACGAAGGAAGGGCAUUCGGCACAGCCCUUGCCACUCAGAGGACAGCUUUGGCACUCCCUUGGCCUCCAACACAAGUGACCGCCCCCAGAGCCAGCUGGUUUCAGACUCAGAGUCAGAGAUGGACAGUGUGGAGCAGCUGGCCCUGGGCAGCACGGACACCCUUUCCAAUGGACACAAGGCUGACCUGGAGGCUGCCAAACGCCUGGCCAAGAGGCUCUACAACCUGGAUGGCUUUAAAAAAGCAGAUGUGGCUCGCCACCUGGGAAAGAACAACGAGUUCAGCAGGAUGGUGGCAGGGGAAUAUCUGAAGUUCUUCGUGUUCACAGGAAUGAGUCUGGAUCAGGCUCUCAGGUCCUUUCUAAAAGAGCUGGCCUUGAUGGGAGAGACACAAGAGCGAGAGCGAGUGCUGGCUCAUUUUUCCCAGCGCUACUACGAGUGUAAUCCCAAUGCCAUCUCUUCAGAAGAUGGAACCCACACCCUCACGUGCGCCCUGAUGCUGCUAAACACAGAUCUGCAUGGACAUAACAUCGGGAAGAGAAUGUCCUGUUCCGACUUCAUUGGCAACUUGGAGGGACUCAAUGGAGGCACUGAUUUCCCCAAGGAGCUGCUCAAGGCGCUGUACAGCUCCAUCAAGAACGAGAAGCUGCAGUGGGCCAUAGAUGAAGAGGAGCUAAGAAAGUCCCUCUCGGAGCUGGCAGAUCCCAACCCAAAGUCCAUCAAGCGCAUCAGCAGCUGCAGUAAUCCCUUUCUGGACUUUUCCCAGGACGCCAGCAUUGCCACUUACAAGCACGGGCUGUUAGUCCGCAAGAUCCACGCCGAUCCCGACUGCAAGAAAACACCCCGAGGGAAGCGCGGCUGGAAGCCCUUCCACGCCAUCCUGAAGGGAAUGAUUCUCUACCUGCAGAAGGAGGAGUAUAAGCCAGGGAAGGCACUGGCAGAAGAGGAACUGAAGAAUGCUAUUAGCAUCCACCAUUCGCUUGCCACACGGGCAUCUGACUACAGCAAGCGACCCAAUGUCUUCUACCUCAGGACAGCUGACUGGAGGGUCUUCCUUUUCCAAGCACAGAACCCCGAACAGAUGCACUCGUGGAUCACACGCAUCAACGUGGUGGCAGCCAUGUUCUCUGCGCCCCCCUUCCCCGCAGCCAUCGGCUCCCAGAAGAAGUUCAGCCGCCCGCUGCUGCCCAGCUCCUGCACCAGGCUGUCUCAGGAGGAGCAGGUGAAGAACCAUGAGACCAAGUUCAAGACAAUGUCAGCGGAGCUGCUGGAGCAUCGUUCCUCACUGCCUGAGAAAAAGGUGAAAGGCAAGGAGUACGAGGAGCUAAAGCAGAAGGAAGAGUACCUGGAAUUUGAGAAAUCCCGCUAUGGCACCUAUGCCAUGCUGCUGCGAGCCAAGCUGAAGGCUGGCUCCGAGGACCUGGCAGCAUUUGAGUCCACCCUCUUUGACACAGUGGGUGGGGAGGACGAUGGCCUGAAAAAGUCCCGCUCCAGCCCCUCACUCAACGCAGAGCCCUCCAGCACGAGCACCAAGGUGAAGCGCAACGUCUCAGAGCGCACCGGCCGCCAGCCCUCUGGCCACCCCCAGAAGUCGUAAGUGUGGGGUCUCAGCUGCCUGCACUGCAGCUCUGUUCCUGUUCCCCCGGCACGGGGGUGGAGGCUGUGUGCCUGCCGAGACCCUGCAUGUGUCCGUCUGUCUGUGGCAUGAGCUGGAGGGGGUGACAGCCCUUCUGCAGCCGCCAGCACCAGCCAUGCAGGGCCGUGGCCCCUCCACCGGAGACAGUGGCAGAGCAGGAUGGUACCCAGUCCUUGCCUGCAGGAGCUGCCUGGCCCCAUCAGACCUGUUCUGCCCCUCCUCGUCCUGCACUUGGCUGCAGGACCUACUCUUGCUGCCAUGGGGAGAGGGAGCAACUGAAACCUACCCGCUGGGCUCAAUUCUUCAAUGGC
Molecule: messenger RNA, 3653 nt
Organism: Pyrgilauda ruficollis (rufous-necked snowfinch)
Lineage: Eukaryota; Metazoa; Chordata; Aves; Passeriformes; Passeridae
Gene: PSD
Product: pleckstrin and Sec7 domain containing
Exons: 16
Coding region: 1-3303 (1100 amino acids)
Biological process (GO): regulation of ARF protein signal transduction
Molecular function (GO): phospholipid binding; protein binding; guanyl-nucleotide exchange factor activity
Source: RefSeq, a predicted model, not a curated record